AUGGAGCUCCUCAUUGGUACAUCUGCCUGGAGCUUCUCAGCAGACCAUCUACUCUUCUACAGAGACCCAGCAGGUCUCUCUGUGUUGAGCGUUGACAUGCGUGUGGCGGAGAACAGAAAAGACCAUUACACGGACAAUUUCAAGAGUUCCAGUCUCAUUGUGCGCAGGAAUAAAGAGUUCACCAUCAGCAUCAAACUAGACCGGGCCUUCAGUGCAGAGCAGGAUGAUGUGCAGCUGGAGUUCCUGAUUGGCAGUUCACCUAAUGAUAACAAGGGCACCUACAUCACUGUGUCCAUUGGAAAAGGGAAACAUAACAGGCACUGGAAGGGUCGUGUGGUGGAAAUACAAGGCAAUGAAGUGACAGUGGGCAUAACACCUAACGCCAGCUGCAUCAUUGGCCGAUUCCGCACCUUUGUAGCAAUAGUGACUGAUUUUGGAAGACAGCGCACUCAGAGGAACCAAGACACUGAUUUCUAUGUGCUGUUCAAUCCUUGGGACCCUGCGGAUCAAGUGUACAUGGACAAAGAGGAAGACAGACAGGAGUAUGUGAUGAAUGAUGUGGGGAUCAUCUACAAUGGAGAAUACAACAACAUAUCCUCCCGUUCAUGGAACUUUGGGCAGUUUGAAGAGGGGGUUCUGGAUGCCUGUCUUAUGGUAAUGGAUGCUGGGAAAGUACCGCUACUGUUCCGUGGAAAUGCCACUGAAGUAGUUCGGCAAGGAUCAGCUCUGCUGAACGCCCAAGACGAUAAAGGUGUCAUGGUUGGCAACUGGAGUGGUGAUUACUCCUCUGGCACAGCACCCACUGCCUGGACUGGAAGUCCUGAAAUCCUGCUCAAAUAUGCCAGUGAGGGUUGUGAGCCUGUGUCCUUUGUGCAGUGCUGGGUGUUUGCCGGUGUGAUGAACACUUUUACGCGUUGUCUUGGGAUCCCUGCACGGGUCAUCACCAAUUUCUUCUCUGCUCAUGACAACACGGGCAACGUGAAGACAGACAUUGUGCUGGACAAAGAUGGGAAAAUUGACCGAAGCCGAACAAAAGAUUCAGUCUGGAACUACCACUGCUGGAAUGAGGUGUACAUGAAGAGGCCUGAUCUGCCUGAAAACUUCUCUGGCUGGCAGGUGGUCGACUGCACCCCUCAGGAGACCAGUGAUGGUCUUUAUCGAUGUGGCCCAACGUCUGUCAAUGCCAUCAAAGAGGGAGAGCUCAGCUAUCCGUUCGAUGCAAAGUUCGUCUUUGCAGAGAUAAACAGUGAUCUGAUAUAUCAUAAGGCUGAUAAGCUUGGAAACAUGAAGAUUAUCUAUGUAGACACUGCGUAUGUGGGAAAGCUCAUUUUGACUAAAAAGAAGGACAGUAGCAGAUAUGAGGACAUCACGUCUAACUAUAAAUACCCAGAAGGAAGUCUCAAGGAGAGAGAGGCCAUGCAGAUGGCAGAGCGUCGUGGAGUUUCUUCCAGGGACUACUUGCCACUCGCUGAAGCAGGUGUGACCAUCGAGCUCCAGGCUGACACCAUCAAAAUGGGUGAAAACCUCAAGCUGACUCUGAACAUUAAGAACCAGACCAGCCAAACCUGCAUCAUCAGCGCCAUCAUCACUGGCUGUGUGGCGUAUUACACAGGCGUCACUAGCACAACUUUUAAGUUCGAAAACAAAUCUGCAACCGUGGAAGCCUCGACAACUGAGUCCCUGACAAUAGAUGUCAAAGCUUUGGAGUACAUGCCCUACCUUGUGGAACAGUCCAACCUGCUCUUCGUGGUGUAUGGGCAAGUUGAGGAAAGUGAGACUUCCCUUUCCACGAUGAGAGUUGUCAAUCUUCAUCCUCCUGAACUCACAAUAAAGAUGACUGGAUCUCCCAUGGUUGGCAAGGAACUCAUGGUCAGUGUGGAAUUCCUGAAUCCCUAUAAUUUCAUCCUGCAAAAGGUUAAUCUCCGCAUUGAUGGACCUGGUCUGAUACUGACCAAAUUGAAAUAUUACAGCCAGAUAUUACCUGGUGCCUCGGUGAAAUAUAAAGUGUUGCUGAUCCCUCGAUUUCUGGGGAAGAAGGUGCUGAUGGCGUGUCUAGACUGCCCUCUACUGAGACAGGUCACCAAUCAGCUGGAAUUUGAAGUAGUGAAAGAUGAAAAUAGGAAUGACCUAAAAGAGUGACACAGGGAACAGGAUAGAGAAAAGACAGUGAAAGAGGAACGGAAGAGAAAACUCAA
Molecule: messenger RNA, 2195 nt
Organism: Sinocyclocheilus anshuiensis
Lineage: Eukaryota; Metazoa; Chordata; Actinopteri; Cypriniformes; Cyprinidae
Gene: f13a1a.2
Product: coagulation factor XIII, A1 polypeptide a, tandem duplicate 2
Exons: 14
Coding region: 1-2139 (712 amino acids)
Biological process (GO): blood coagulation, fibrin clot formation; peptide cross-linking
Molecular function (GO): protein-glutamine gamma-glutamyltransferase activity
Source: RefSeq, a predicted model, not a curated record